AUGCAUACAAAUGAAUGUAUACAUCGCGAUCUCAACGUUCCGAAAUUUUGGAAAAUUGAAGAAUUAGAAAGCGAUCGUAAAAUUAAUUACUCAAAGGAGGAGUUGGAUUGUGAGAAACAUUUUGUAGAAAAUUCUCCAAUUAUGAGUAAUGGUCAAAUACAAGUUCGAUUACCAUUUAAAGAGUCUCCAGAAGUUUUAGGUGAAUCAUUUGAAAUGGCAAAACGAAGAUUCCUUUCACUUGGGCGUCGAUUAGAGCGUCAGCAGACUAUCAAAGAGGAUUAUGUUAAGUUCAUGCUAGAAUAUGUGAUGUUAGGUCAUAUGAGUCGUGUCGACAACUUUGACAAUAUCACACCGCACUAUAUAAUACCUCAUCAUUGCAUAUUGCGGCCUCAAAGUACCACAACAAAAUUACGCGUCGUAUUUGAUGCAUCUGCACGCACAUCAUUGGGUCGAUCACUUAAUGAAAUCUUAAUGGUGGGACCUACAAUUCAGCAGGAUCUUAUUUUGACAUUAUUGACAUUUCGUUUAUAUCGCUAUGCACUGACUGCGGAUAUAUCAAAAAUGUAUCGACAGUUUGUAGUUGAUCCAAGAGAUCGUAAUUUUCAAUUAGUUAUUUGGAGAAAUACUGUUAAUGAACCUCUGCAACUUUUUCAGCUCAACACAGUAACUUACGGAAUGUCACCAGCACCAUUUCUGGCCAUCAGAAGCCUGACUUACCUUGCAAAUGCGUAUCAGAAGGAGAUGCCAAUUGGAGCUUCAGUUUUGAGAAAUGACUUGUAUGUUGAUGAAUUGCUUACGGGAGCAGACACAAUUGAAGAGCUUUGCAUCAAAGUAUCACAAGUGACUAAGAUAGCAGCAAAUGCAGGAUUACAAUUGGCAAAAUGGAGCUCCAACCACAAAAAUUGGGAAUUAUGGAUUCAUCAACUGGGUUGGGAUGAUCCAUUGCCUCCAAUUCUAAACCAAUCAUGCAUACAAAUUCAAUCUGAUAUGGAAUAUCUUAACCACAUUGAAGUACCUAGAUAUGUUUUAACAUCAUCAGCUUGCUACAGUCAGGUACACGAAUUUGCCGAUGCUUCUGAACGAGCAUUCGGAUAUUCUAAAAUUGUGUUACAUUGGAUGAAGAUGCAUUCGUCAACUUUAAAUUGUUUUGUAGCUAACCGUGUUUCUGAACUGCAAGACUAUUCGCGCGGCAUUACGUGGAGUCACGUCCCAAGUAAGCAAAACCCAGCUGAUAUAGUAUCUCAAGGCUGUCGAGCACGCGAGCUGAAGGAUUCGAUUUAG
Molecule: messenger RNA, 1281 nt
Organism: Teleopsis dalmanni
Lineage: Eukaryota; Metazoa; Arthropoda; Insecta; Diptera; Diopsidae
Exons: 4
Coding region: 1-1281 (426 amino acids)
Source: RefSeq, a predicted model, not a curated record